AUGGAUGAAAUACAAAUAUCAAAUUUUUUAAAAUUUAUUAAUUAUCAUUUAUCAUCAAAGAAUGAAAAAAAAUUUGUUAAAGAUUUAUCACAAGAUUUAUCUAAUGGACAUAUAUUAAUUGAUUUAAUUGAAAUAUUUUCAUCAACAAAAUUAAAACGUGAACAUGGUCAUACACGUUUUCAUUCAUUAACAAAUGUACAAUAUGUAUUAGAUUAUUUAAAAUUACAUAUGCAACAUAUUAAUAUAACACCACAUGAUAUUGUUUCAGGUAAUCGUAAACAAAUUUUAGCAUUACUUUGGAUAAUAAUGAAAAUAUUUGAUUUUCCAUCAUUUCAUAUAACAACAAAUAAAAUAAUAUAUAAUGAUAAUACAAUUUAUUCAUUUGGACAAGAUCGUAAUAUAUUACUUAAAUGGAUUAAUAAUUUAUUAAAUAAAAUUUUAAAUACAAAUAUAAUUUAUAUAAAAGAUUUUUAUAUUGAAACAUGGCUUAAUAAUACAUAUUUAUCAUUAAUUAUUAAAUAUUUAUCUUCAUGUAGUUUAAAAUAUGGUACAUUAGAAUAUUUUCAAUAUAUAAAACAAAUAGAUGAAUUUAAUUUAUCUAAUCAAAAAGAAUAUUUUGAAUUAUGUUUAAAUUUAUCAAAUUAUUGUUUUAAUACAAUAACAAUUAUUGAUUAUACAGAUCAAACAGAAAAAAGUUUAAUUCGAUUUUUUUUAGAAUUAAAACAAAAAAUUUUAUUUAUGUUAAAAACAAAUCAAAUUGGAAAAUUAACAAAAACAAAUCCUUAUACAAAACAAUUAUAUGAAACUGUUUUAGAAACAACAAAUAUAGAAACAAUCAAUGAAGAUAAUGAUUAUGAUGAAGAUAAACAACAUCAAGAACAAUUAAUAAAUCAAUUGAAUGAAAAGGAAAAUUUUGAAAGUUUAACUAAUAAUCAACUUUUGAAAGAAGAAGAAAAUGCAAUCUCAACUGAAAAAUUAGAACAAACAACAAUUGAAACUAAUAAUUCAGAAGAAUAUGUUGUUAUUACAGAAUCAUUAUUAUCAUCUCCUAUUAUACAAGAACAACAAAAUUCAUUAGAAAUGAUUUCAUCUAUUAAUGAUGAAAAUCUUCAUAAUCAAAAUAUUUUAAAAUCUCGUAAAAUAAAAAAGAAAAAAUUAACAAUAUCAGUUGAAAAACUUACAUCAACUAUAAAUUCAACAUCAACAUCAAAUGAUGAUCUAUUUGUUAAAAUAAUUGAAUGUUUACGUAAUCGAAAAUUACUUACAUUUAAAUAUAUAUGUAUUCUUAUUUGUCUUUGUUUUUCAAUACUUAUUAUUUUUAUCCAUAAGUGA
This is a messenger RNA of Rotaria sordida, 1332 nucleotides long. The record is from the annotation of a GenBank genome assembly. Lineage: Eukaryota; Metazoa; Rotifera; Eurotatoria; Philodinida; Philodinidae.